AUGUUAAAGAAUGAAAUUUAUCACAGGGACUAUGUUGCCUUCAUGAACUCCAUUCUGUUAGCAGGAUAUGCUUGUGAGGUCCCCAAGAGUGAACUCUGUGGUCAGCCUGGUCAUAUCUGGUACUUGCCUCAUCACGGUGUGUAUCAUCCCCGUAAACCCAACAAGAUCCGUGUAGUGUUUGAUUGCAGCGCCAAGUUCGAUGGUGUGUCUAUAAAUGAUGUACUGCUGCAAGGUCCAGACCUCACCCACUCGUUUAUUGGAGUGCUCACCAGGUUCCGCAAAGAAGACAUUGCUUUCAUGGGAGACAUUGAAGCAAUGUUUCAUCAAGUAAAAGUACCCAAGGAGCAACAAGAUUACCUGCGAUUUCUGUGGUGGCCUGACGGUGAUGUAGACAGUGAUUUGAAGGAAUACAGAAUGACUGUUCACACCUUUGGCACAAUUUCUUCCCCAAGCAUCGCCAACUAUGCUCUGAAAGCAUCUGCACACAAGUCUGAGGGCAAGUAUGAUUCUGAUGUUGCCUAUACAAUAUAUAGAAACUUUUAUGUAGAUGACUGUCUUAAGUCUCUUCAGGAUGAAAAAUCUGCUGUCACACUGAUCUCACAGUUGCGAUCGGCAUGCGCUGAAGGGGGAUUCAAUCUCACAAAGUUUACCAGUAACAGUAAGCAUGUCUUGUCUUCCCUUCCUCCAGAGCAUUGUUCUAAAGACAUUCAAGCCAUAGAUCUUAGCUGUGACGACAUCCCCAUGGAACGGGCUCUCGGUAUGCAAGUGCACAUUCAGUCUGACUCAUUCAAGUUCUCAGUUGACUUGCCAGAAAAGCCUGCUACACGACGAGGGAUUUUGUCUACAAUGUCUUCCCUUUAUGACCCUCUUGGCCUAGUAUCUCCAGUUCUACUUCCAGCCAAGAAAAUACUGCAAGACCUGUGCAAGGACAAGUCUCUUGACUGGGAUGAUCAUGUAGAAAAGAGCUGUUGUGAUAGCUGGAAUAGGUGGCUGUGCGAACUUGAUUUGCUUAAAGAUCUUGAGGUAAGACGCUGUUUGAAACCACCCGCUUUUGGUAAUGUUGUCUCUUGCCAGCUCCAUAUAUUUUCGGAUGCAAGUGUUACAGGUUAUGGGUGUGCAGCCUACAUUCGACUCUGUAAUGAAGAGAACAUUCACACUGCUCUAGUGAUGGGUAAAGCACGACUUGCACCUCUCAAGGUCAUCACUAUUCCACGACUGGAGCUGACAGCAGCAACCACUGCAGUGAAGAUCGGGACAUUUCUUCAGAAGGAGCUAGACAUGGACAUUGAUAGUACAACAUACUACACCGACUCCACAACAGUACUUCACUACAUCACCAACGAACGAAACAGGUACCCUGUGUUUGUGACUAAUAGAGUGAAGCUUAUAAGAGAUUACACUGAUCCUCAGCAGUGGAAAUAUGUGUACUCCCAAAGUAAUCCUGCUGAUAUUGCAUCAAGAGGAACUACAUGUGCCAAGUUUUUGAAAUCUUCCCUUUGGUUUGAUGGUCCACCAUUUCUUAGAUGCUUUGAGAAGGAUUGGCCUCAGCAACCAUGCAUUGCAAGUAAUGAAACUUCAGAAACUGUUGCUAUGACUAUGAUGAAAUCAGUUGUUGCAGGAACAUUGGCAUCAAGUGAAGAGGACACUGUAUGUAAGUUGCUCCAACACUACUCAUCAUGGCACAGGUUGCAACGAGCUGUUGCAAUCUAUAGACGAUUCUUUGCUUUCCUCCAGUACAAGGCACAGACCGUAAAGGUCAGUAACCUAACGUUUGUACCGCUUACUGUCCAAGAGGUGUCUCGUGCUAGAGAAGCUAUCCUUAGGUUUGUCCAGCAUCAAGAGUACAAGUCUGAGAUGAACUUAUUGCUGAAAGCAGCAGAUGAACGAGGCCGAGCACAGAAUGUAAGCAGAAGCAGCCCAUUGUACAAGUUGAACCCAGUUAUAAGAGACGGUUUUCUCUGUGUUGGUGGACGCCUGAGAAGAGCCGAAAUUUCUGAAGACAUGAAACAUCCUAUCAUUCUGCCCCAAAAGAACCAUGUCUCCAUGUUAAUCAUUAGAGACACUCAUGACAGGCUUGGGCAUGUUGGGAGAAAUCAUGUUCUAUCAGCCUUGAGGGCCAAGUAUUGGAUCACAAGGGCAAAUUCUGCUAUAAGAAGUGUGAUGAACAAAUGUGUGUUUUGCAGAAGAUUUAAGACCCCAACAAGUACCCAGAUGAUGUCUGACCUUCCAGCAUGUAGAGUGACUCCAGCUGGUCCAUUCACCUACACUGGAAUUGACUUUUUUGGACCACAUGUUGUAAAGGAGGGAAGGAAGUGUGUUAAACGCUAUGGCGUGCUCUUCACGUGUCUCAGUAGCCGAGCUGUCCAUAUUGAAACGGCUAACUCACUUGAUACAAGUUCCUUUAUUAACUCUCUUCGUCGCUUCAUUGCCAGGAGGGGACCAGUUCAGGAAAUCUUCUGUGAUAAUGGGACAAACUUUGUUGGUGGAGCUAGAGAGCUCAAGGAGUCUUUGGAUCAGCUCGAUCAAGAAAAAGUUCAUUCUGAUAUGCUUCACAAGGAAAUCAAUUUCAGCUUUAAUCCUCCAUCAGCAAGCCAUAUGGGUGGCGCUUGGGAGAGACUGAUCAGAUCUGUCCGCAGUAUUCUCAAUCCCAUGCUUCAUGAGUUUGGAUCAUACCUUGACGAUGAGCUGUACAGAACAUUAUUGUGUGAAAUUGAGGCUAUCCUGAACUCCAGGCCUCUUACUACAGUUUCUGGGGAUCCAGACGACCUUCACCCCCCUCACUCCAAAUCACAUCCUCAUGAUGAAGCCUGA
Messenger RNA from Haliotis rubra (blacklip abalone), 2811 nucleotides. RefSeq lists its product as uncharacterized. NCBI's taxonomy places the organism in Eukaryota, Metazoa, Mollusca, Gastropoda, Lepetellida, Haliotidae. The record is from RefSeq and is a predicted model, not a curated record. Gene Ontology annotation, biological process: DNA integration. The transcript has a single exon. The coding region runs from base 1 to 2811 and encodes 936 amino acids. Gene Ontology annotation, molecular function: nucleic acid binding.